CUGAUAGACUGAUAGUCUUGUUACGCAGAGUUAUCUGCAACCACCAAUGGCGGGAAUCUCUCUCCUUUACCCAACUCUCACGCGCACUUACAUCCCUUCCUAUAACCGUCAAAUCCAAUCACAUCAUUUCCCGCCAUUUUCUCUCUCCUCAUGUCACCUCCACCGCACCACCCGACUCCGAUUCUCAAUCCCGAGGCAGAAGUGGGCCUCACCAGCUUACGUACCCGGACCCGCUUCGGAUUACUCGGUUACCGACCCGGAUCCCAACGUCGAAAAUUUUAGGGCAGAGAAAGUUCAAUCAAAGGAUGCGAUUAAUUGGGGAAUUUUCUUGAGUUUAUUGAUGGAACAAAAAUGGCGUCUUGCUCUUUGCAUUUCUGCUCUUGUUGGUGGUACCACGUGUACUCUCUCUAUGCCUUUAUUUUCAGGGAGGUUUUUUGAGGUACUUUCAGGAACAGUACCCGAGCCUUUGUGGAAAAUAAUGAGCAGAAUUGCAGUUGUAUAUGCGCUGGAGCCCAUUUUCACCGUGAUAUUCGUCAUAAACAUGAACAAAAUUUGGGAGAAGGUUAUGUCUGUUUUAAGAGCUCAAAUUUUCAGGAGGAUGCUGAUUCAAAAGGUGGAGUUUUUCGACCGCUACAAGGUUGGUGAAUUGACUGGAUUGUUGACCUCUGAUCUGGGUUCUGUUAAAGACAUUGUCAGUGAAAAUGUUUCAAGGGACAGGGGAUUCAGAGCACUCUCUGAGAUUGUUGGAACUAUAUGCAUCCUGUUUACUCUUUCACCACAACUCGCACCAAUAUUGGGUUUGCUGAUGCUUGUUGUCUCCAUUUUAGUUGCUGUGUACAAGCGGUCAACUAUGCCUAUCUUUAAAGCUCAUGGGUUGGCACAGUCGUCAAUGUCUGAUUGUGUGUCAGAAACAAUAUCUGCUAUUCGCACGGUGAGGUCCUUUGGUGGGGAAAAGCGCCAAAUGUCAGCAUUCGGUAAUCAGAUUAUCGCAUAUAAGGCUAGCGGCAUUCAGCUGGGCACUUACAAAUCCAUUAAUGAAUCAGUGACCCGAGUUGCAGUCUAUGUAUCUCUAUUGGCCUUGUAUUGUCUUGGAGGGAACAAAGUUAAAGCGGGUGAACUCUCAGUUGGAACUGUGGUUUCUUUCAUUGGAUAUACCUUUACUCUUACAUUUGCUGUUCAAGGCCUGGUUUACUCAUUUGGAGAUCUCCGUGGGGCUUUUGCUGCUGUUGAGAGAAUUAAUUCAAUUCUCUCUGGGUCAGAGACCGAUGAGGCUCUUGCUUAUGGUUUAGAAAGACAGAUUCAACCAAAAGAUGUUCAAGAUGAAAAAUUACAAUUGUUCGUUGUCAAUGGAUCUGAUGAAAAGCAACGAUCUAAUCACGUGCGUUACAUGUCAGCCUUGGGCUCAUCAAAUGACGUGUUUAACGUAGCCUGGUCUGGUGACAUUAGUCUUGAAGAUGUCCACUUCUCUUAUCCAUUAAGGCCUGAUGUUGAGGUCCUAAAGGGUCUUAACCUUACAUUGAAGAGUGGAACAGUUACCGCUCUUGUGGGCUCAAGUGGUGCAGGAAAAAGUACUAUAGUACAAUUGCUGGCACGGUUUUAUGAGCCAACCAGUGGACGCAUAGCUGUUGGUGGAGAAGAUGUAAGGACAUUUGACAAAAGUGAAUGGGCUCGAGCUGUCUCAAUAGUGAAUCAAGAUCCAGUACUCUUCUCUGUGUCUGUUGCAGAGAACAUUGCAUAUGGACUACCUGAUGCUAAUGUAUCCAAGGACGAUAUAGUAAAAGCAGCAAAAGCUGCUAAUGCUCAUGAAUUUAUCAUAUCACUUCCACAGGGUUAUGACACACUAGUAGGGGAGCGUGGAGGUCUACUUAGUGGGGGACAAAGGCAGAGAGUUGCUAUUGCAAGGGCACUUCUGAAAAAUGCUCCAGUUUUGAUUCUUGAUGAGGCCACGAGUGCCUUGGAUACAGUUAGUGAACGUUUGGUCCAAGAUGCUUUGAAUCAUCUUAUGAAAGGGCGAACAACAUUGGUAAUAGCUCACCGGUUAAGCACAGUCCAGAAUGCCCAUCAAAUUGCCCUUUGUUCUGAUGGGAGAAUUGCGGAGCUCGGGACACACUAUGAAUUGUCGUCACAAAAUGGGCAAUAUGCUUCAUUAGUAGGAAGCCAGAGGCUUGCUUUUGAGUGAGUAUCAGCCAGUGGGUUCCAGGAUAUUGCCAUCUGUGCUGUAAAUGUCAUUAUAAAUCAUUACUACAGGUACGCUUCUGUUUCAAAGGAAUGCUGCUAUACAAUGAUGACAAGAUGAAGAAGAACUAAGAAAGCUCUUGUUGCUCUCUGCUGUGUAGAAGGACAAUAAUCAAUAGUUACAAUUGGCUGCUGUUUCAAUUGUUAUAAGACAGGGUAAGCAAUAGGCAAUACUGCCAUGUAUUGCAUCUAAACUUUCAUGGCUGACUUAUCCUAUAAUCAAUUGAUCAUUCCGUUCUCUUCCAGUUCUUGACCUGGAACAGUGAAAUUCCUUUUACAGUAGUAUUCUGGGUUUAUUAUGAGUCUAAACUAGUAAAAAGAUAUAAUAGCUUUGAAGCUGGCAUGGCAUUCUGAAGGCAGACCAAGAAGAAAAUUUAUGUAAUUGUCAUCAAUAGUAUCAACCUUAGCCACACCAACCAACUUGCAUUUCCCAUUUUUGCCCAGCCUCAUCCCUCGUGCGCUCUUCUUAGUUAGUGCUCCCUUCAGCUCUUCAGUUGUUAAUAUCAUAUUUAUGUGCAGAGGAGGGGCUUUAUAGCUGCUCCCCAUGGAAACCAAGAAUCUGGAUUUAAACUUUAGCUCGACCUGUAGAGGAAAACACCACCUCCUUAAGUACAAAGUAAUUAUAUCCUUUCAGACAAAUAGUUUCACUAACAUAGGGUGUGGUCUCUUCACUUUAUUUUUGCUGAACUCAUUAUAUUACUUAUUGGAACUGAUUUUUAUGGUGAAGAGAACGACACCCUCAACAAUUAAACUAGUACAUAGUGGCAGAUUUAGCUGUGGAGUCAGUAUAUGAUUUACCUUUCCAGAUUCCUCAUAUAUGUUCCCUUGGAUUAUGUCUGGGACAACAUCAACCUUCAGAAAAGGUGGGAAAGGGAUCCACCCGUCCGACUGUGCUGUCGUGCUUGUUAAUGGUGGAACGUGAAAUGUUUCUAGAUUGAAAUCAUAUCUGAGUGGAGCCUGGCCUGUGAAUUUAUCUUCUUUGGUGUUGAUAUGGCUGCCGGUCCCUCUCCCACCUUCUGCAUUGUACAGAAAGCUGUA
Messenger RNA from Beta vulgaris subsp. vulgaris (sugar beet), 3273 nucleotides. Its product is annotated as ABC transporter B family member 28. Gene Ontology annotation, molecular function: ATP hydrolysis activity; ABC-type oligopeptide transporter activity; ATP binding. NCBI's taxonomy places the organism in Eukaryota, Viridiplantae, Streptophyta, Magnoliopsida, Caryophyllales, Amaranthaceae. The record is from RefSeq and is a predicted model, not a curated record. The coding region runs from base 47 to 2179 and encodes 710 amino acids. The transcript has 17 exons. Gene Ontology annotation, cellular component: membrane. Gene Ontology annotation, biological process: transmembrane transport.